Gongylonema pulchrum is the source of this 635-nucleotide messenger RNA. The record is from the annotation of a GenBank genome assembly. NCBI's taxonomy places the organism in Eukaryota, Metazoa, Nematoda, Chromadorea, Rhabditida, Gongylonematidae.
AUGUAUGAUCCACGACUGCCACCGAGAUCACGGCGUACGAUGUCAUUACGUGAGCUGGAAGGGCCUGUUGUUGGAUUGUCGCUUUUCUCAAAUGUUCCCGGUCAGUCAUCUGAAGGAGUUUUGAGGCUUGUUGCUGGUGCGAGAAAUGGCGAGGUGCACUUGUGGGAACCACGAAUGUUCAAGGAGCCAGUAGCAAGUUUCAAUGCAUGUGACGCAACAAAAGGCCGAAAACUGACAUGUAUGGAAGUACACACUCAUGGCCAGGUUGCUGUGAUUGGACCGCCAAAUGUUGGCAAAUCACUGCUAACAAACAGGCUUAUAAAAGCAGGUGUUGCUGCAGUAAGCUGUCAAAUGGAUACCACGCAAAGAAACCAGACAGCUAUCCUAACCGAAGGCACAACCCAACUGGUACUUGUGGACAGUCCUGGGACUGUUGGCAUUCGACAUGCCAGAGAAGUUGUCAAGAAUCCGGAUUCCCGAAUAUUAAGCGGUUUGUGUUUAAUUUAUAGCGGUCCAUUCUGGAUUUGUCUCUUUGCUUUAGCACUUUAUGCUGAUUUUAGAAGUUUGCCCACUAUCCUUUUCAGAAUUUUCAAAUGCUUUUUUUGUUUUUUAUUUUUUUAUUAUAGAAAUUAGAG